AUGCCACCUAACACUGAGACAGAUACUUUUCUUUAUCAGGAUGAUAUAGCAUCAUCUUCGCGUGAUAUAUCUGAACCAAUUACUGAAACUAUUGUCAUAGUUGGUUUUGGUAUGACAGCUGUCUCCUUCAUAGAAAAAAUAUUGGAAUAUGACAAUCAAUCAAGAUAUCGUAUACGAGUAUUCUCAGAAGAACCAACUGUUGCCUAUAAUCGGGUUGGUCUGACUCAAUAUUUUUCUCAUCAUGAUACUUCAAAACAAUGGAUGAAGCCACCCACUUGGUAUGAUGAAAACAAUGUUGAUAUACAUUUAGGUGACCCAGUGGAAGAAAUCGAUAUCACUAAUCAAGCAGUUCGAACUCGACUAUCAGGUUGGGUGCAAUAUGAUAAAUGUAUCUUGGCUACUGGAUCAUCAGCCGCCAUUCCUCCUGGUACGCCUAUCAAUGAGAUGGACGGUGUAUUUGUUUAUCGUACAUUGGAAGAUCUCGAUAAUAUACAUCAAUGGUCUCAAUCUCCUUCAGUAAAACAUGCAUCCAUUGUUGGUGGUGGUCUAUUGGGGUUGGAAGCUGCCAAGGCGGCCAAGGAUCUAGGCUUGCAAGUCACUAUCUAUGAACGAUCUGAUAGAUUGUUAUCACGUCAACUCGAUCAAGAGGCAUCCAAUCAACUAGAGCAAGAAAUCAUCAGCUUGGGAUUGAAAACAUGUAUUGGUCAUUGUCCUGUCACUUUAAUAAAAGAUCAAGAUGAACAGCAAAUGGAGAUCGAUCCGAAUCCAUCAACUAAAAACAACCGAUUGGCAGGCAUGAUUCUCAGUAAUGGCGAGCAUGUCAAAACAGAUAUGGUGAUCUAUUCCAUUGGUAUUACUCCUCGAGAUCAUCUAGCACAAAAGGAUGGUCAUCAACUAUUGGAACGUGGAGAUAGAGGUGGAUUCAAAGUCAAUUCAUUGAUGGAGACAUCUGCGGGUAAUAUUUAUGCUAUUGGUGAAUGUGCCUCUUAUAAUGGUAUGUGCUACGGACUUGUUGCACCUUGUUAUGAUAUGGCAGAUGUAGUGGCUAGGAACUUGACAACAAGACUUCAUGAUCCCAGAAAAAUUCAAUUUAAAGGUGCUGAUAUGUCAACAAAACUUAAACUCUUAGGUGUGCAUGUAGCUAGCUUUGGUGAUUGUUUUGCUGAUACAUCUAAUCAAGAUUCUUAUCAACCUUUGAUCUAUCGUGAUCCUUUCGCCAGAAUUUACAAGAAAUAUAUUUUUACUAAUGAUGGUAAAAAGUUGAUCGGCGGUAUGAUGGUUGGUGAUACGAAAGACUAUGCAAAAUUACUAUCCAUUGUGAAGAGUGGGAAACGACUUUUAACUCCCCCUUCUGAAUUAAUUCUGGGUGUUCAAAAUCAAGAAGCUCAAGGUGCAGAUGCUUUAACUGAUGAUACACAAAUCUGUUCCUGUAACAAUGUGACCAAGGGUGAUAUUCGUAAAGUCAUUAAAGCUAAAAAAUGUCAAAAUGUCAACCAAGUCAAAUGUUUCUCAAAAGCUGGUUCUGGAUGUGGUGGAUGUUUACCUCAGGUUCAAGAGAUAUUUGAAAGUGAGCUAAAGUCUUUAGGUCAGACCAUUAGCAAUUCUUUAUGUAGUCAUUUCAAAUAUAGUAGAGCUGAAUUAUUUACCAUUGGGAAAGUCAAAGAAUUACAUUCUUUUGAUGAUUUUGUUCGUGAAGCUUCUGAUAAUCAAACAACUCUUGGAUGUGAAGUUUGUAAGCCUGCUAUUGCCUCCAUUUUAGCAAGUCUUUGGAACGAGCAUAUAUUAAACCCGAAAUUGGUUCCAUUACAAGAUACAAAUGAUCGUUAUUUGGCUAAUAUCCAACGUGGUGGACUUUAUAGUGUUGUUCCUCGUAUAGCUGCUGGAGAAGUAACUCCAGAAAAAUUGGGUGUCAUUGCAAAUGUUGCAAAAGAAUAUAAUCUUUAUACGAAAAUCACAGGUGCCCAGCGAAUUGACAUCAUGGGUGCAAAAAAAGAAGAUUUACCUGAUAUUUGGGAAAAAUUAGUCGAUGCAGGCUUUGAAAGUGGACAUGCUUAUGGGAAAUCACUUCGUGCAGUAAAAAGUUGUGUUGGCACAACUUGGUGUAGAUAUGGACAGCAAGAUUCCGUCGGAUUCGCCAUUAAGCUUGAAAAUAGAUACAAAGGCAUUCGAUCACCACAUAAAUUGAAAGGUGGUGUUUCUGGUUGUAUCCGUGAAUGUGCUGAAGCUCAGGGAAAAGACUUUGGUUGUAUUGCUACGGAUAAAGGUUACAAUGUAUAUGUCUGUGGUAAUGGUGGCUCCAAACCGAAACAUGCGGAACUAUUGAUAGCUGAUGCUUCUGAAGAAAUGGUCCUUCGUUACUUGGAUCGUUUUUUAAUGUAUUAUAUUAUGACUGCCGAUCGAUUGAUGCGUACUGCUCGCUGGCUCGAAAAAUUGGAAGGUGGUAUCGCUUAUCUCCGCAAAGUCGUUAUUGAUGAUUAUCUUGGUAUUGCACAACAAUUGGAAAAUCAUAUGCAUCAACUGAUUGGUGCCUAUCAAUGUGAAUGGACCACUGUGGUACGUGAUCCCAAGCUACGAGCACAUUUCAAGCCUUUUGUAAAUUCUCAGCAAGACGAUGAAAUGAUUGAAAUGAUAGAAGAACGAGGACAACGUCGACCUGCCAAUUGGCCCAAGGAAGUCCCACUUUUACCACCCUUAAAGAAUCGCAAAAUGGAAGAGCAAUCAAUGAACGAAUGGAUUUGUAUUGGGUCUACUGAUCUUUUCCCAUCCGAUGAAGGAAAAGUCGUGCUGAUUGGAGAUGUUCAAAUCGCUAUUUUCCAUACACAGGGUCGUUGGUAUGCAACACAAAACAUGUGUCCUCACAAACGAGCAUUAGUUUUAGCUUCAGGAUUACUUGGAACAUCCUCUGACAAUGGAGCUUCACCUUAUGUAUCUUGCCCUAUGCACAAGAAAAAUUUUGAUUUACAAUCUGGAGAAUGUCUUGUUCCUGGAGAAAAGGAAAAAUACCGUUUGGAAACUUUCGAUGUCAAAGUAGAGCAAGAUCAAGUGUUUUUAAAAUUAGGAAUACCACUGACAGAAUUGAAUCAACUCCUUGGAUCAGCUAAAACAAUCAUUACAAAAUAUAUGGCUCCAGUGGUGAUGUCGCAACAGGAAUUAUCAGGCUGUUCAAGUGCAGGAGGAGGAUGUGGUGACAAGGCAUUAGAAUGGUAAAACCCAUUAUAGGUUCACUACUUUUCCUUCGCAUUGCCAAAAUACGAUGAUUUUUCAAAGCAGUACUAUAUUGUUCAAAAUUGAAAUUAUAUUUAUAAUAAAGUUUUUUUUUUCUCAGUUCAACCUU
Halteromyces radiatus is the source of this 3334-nucleotide messenger RNA. RefSeq lists its product as uncharacterized. Lineage: Eukaryota; Fungi; Mucoromycota; Mucoromycetes; Mucorales; Cunninghamellaceae. Gene Ontology annotation, biological process: nitrate assimilation. The coding region runs from base 1 to 3207 and encodes 1068 amino acids. The record is from RefSeq and is a predicted model, not a curated record. Gene Ontology annotation, molecular function: 2 iron, 2 sulfur cluster binding; heme binding; flavin adenine dinucleotide binding. The transcript has 10 exons.